GACUGGGAAAAAGCUCUCGUCAGUGUCAAAAAUCAAAACAAACCCCAGAACAGAGGUUUUUAGUGAAAAUAUUUAAUAUUUAAGGCAAAUGACGUAAAUUGUACAGAGAAUUUGACACGUGUGAAAAAGCUCAAUUUUGCUUAGAGAAUUAUGCUGAGAAACUUGCUGUUUCCCUCGAGGAUUCUCUGGAGAUCGUGUGGAAAGAGUAGCUAUAAUGUGAGGAGUCAGAUAAGACUGUUGAGCCAGAAUCAGGGCAACCAGGAAGUCAAGAAGAGACUCAGAUCGACGCUGUAUUACUUCACAGCCGCCGGCGUUUUGACGGUGGGGCUCAGUUACGCCGCUGUGCCUCUGUACAGGAUGUUCUGCCAGGCCUACAGUUACGGAGGCACCACAGCCACGAAUCACGAUGGUUCCAAAGUGGAGAAAAUGCAGAAAAUCGAAGACAGAAUCAUCAAGAUAAAGUUCAACGCGGAUCUCGGAGCGGCAAUGCGAUGGAAUUUCAAGCCACAGCAAGUCGAAAUAUUGGUGGCGCCCGGAGAGACUGCGCUGGCGUUCUACACGGCAAAGAAUCCCACUAAUCAUCCCGUUAUCGGCAUCAGCACGUACAACGUGAUUCCCUUCGAAGCUGGCCAGUAUUUCAACAAGAUUCAGUGCUUCUGCUUCGAAGAGCAGCAACUCAAUCCGCACGAGGAGGUGGACAUGCCCGUGUUCUUCUACAUUGACCCGGAAUUCUGUGAGGAUCCGAAGAUGGAGUUGGUCGACGAAAUCACACUUUCUUACACGUUUUUCGAGUCAAAAGAGGGACUCUCACUGCCUAUGCCCACGUUCGCGAAGCCACACUAGUUCACUGCUUGUUGGCACAAGUUGUAAAAUAGUCUUUUAGAACGAAUU
Molecule: messenger RNA, 891 nt
Organism: Phlebotomus argentipes
Lineage: Eukaryota; Metazoa; Arthropoda; Insecta; Diptera; Psychodidae
Gene: Cox11
Product: cytochrome c oxidase assembly protein COX11, mitochondrial
Exons: 3
Coding region: 151-843 (230 amino acids)
Cellular component (GO): mitochondrial inner membrane
Molecular function (GO): copper ion binding
Source: RefSeq, a predicted model, not a curated record